ACGUCAGGCUGAACGCAGCGCUCUCGCUCUCCUCCUCCUCCUCCUCCUCCUCCUUCUUCUCAUCUACAGUGGUAAUCCUUGCUGACACCACGCACAAAGGACUAAAUGCCGCCUGCAUCCUCCAGUAGCCUUCUUCUUCUUCUUCUUCCAGCUCUGAUCCUACACGGCCAACCUGUCUGUCCAUACGUCGGGGAUGUUGUUUAAAGAGGACUUGGAUCUAUAAACCACAUCCCUGGAAUGCUGGCCUGGCUCUUCUAAUCCUCCGCCUCUUCCUCCUCCUCAUUCGUCGGCCGGUUCAUUCAGGGAGAGCAUCACAACAGAGGCUUUUUUAAAAUAUUUUUUUUCUACAUUUCCCAUUUCUUUCCUGGACUACAAGUGGCUAUUUAUUUAUUUAUUUUAAACAUCUGAUGGGUUCAUGUAGCUAAAUAUCAGAGCUGCAUCCUUUGCAUCCUGCUGUUGUCGAUCUCGCUGCACAUCUGUAUGCCAACAGUCACCCCCGAUCUGUUCCCGGAAACGACGCUGGUGCCGUCUCUCCCGGCGAUACCCUCUGCGCGAUCCGCCUCCUCCUCCUGCAAGGCCCGCAGGCGCAGCAGCAGGGGUGACUGUGCUGCCAGGCCUCGGCCUUUGCCCGCAGCCUGCAGGCCAGGCCUGAAAAGAGGCAGCAUGGAGGUGGGGAUGCGCGUGGUGCGUGGCCUGGACUGGAAGUGGGGAAACCAGGACGACGGCGAGGGUCACGUGGGCACCGUGGUGGAAAUCGGUCGGCAGGGGAGCACGACGACCCCGGACAAGACGGUGGUGGUUCAGUGGGACAGCGGCACACGAACCAACUACCGCACAGGAUACCAGGCUGCCUAUGACCUGCUGCUGUAUGACAAUGCUCAAAUUGGAGUCCGUCACUCCAAUAUCAUCUGCGACAGCUGCAAGAAGCAUGGCAUCAUGGGAAUGCGGUGGAAGUGCAAAGUGUGCUUCGACUACGACCUGUGUACCCAGUGUUACAUGAACAACAAGCACGACCUCAGUCAUCCGUUUGAGCGUUAUGAGACGGCCCAUUCCCAGCCAGUGAACCUGACACCGAGGCAGAACCUCCCACGCAUCAUCCUCAAAGGAAUCUUCCAGGGUGUUAAAGUCGUCCGUGGACCAGACUGGGACUGGGGGAACCAAGACGGCGGGGAGGGUAAGGUUGGGAAAGUGGUGGACAUUCGUGGCUGGGAUACGGAGUCUGGCCGCAGCGUGGCCAGUGUCACCUGGUCCAAUGGCACCACCAAUGUCUACCGAAUGGGCCACAAAGGCAAAGUGGACCUGAAGUACGUGUCGGAUGGCCAGGGAGGCUUCUACUACAAAGAUCACCUGCCCAAGCUUGGUGAGCAUGCAGAGCUCCAGCGCCAGGAGAGCGCUGAUGGCCACUCGUUUCAGCAGGGAGACAAAGUCAAAUGUCUAUUGGAGGUGGACAUCUUGCGACAGAUGCAGGAAGGACACGGAGGGUGGAAUCCCAAAAUGGCAGAGUACAUUUGUCGGAUCGGGACGGUUCAUAGAAUAACUGACAGAGGAGACGUCCGAGUCCAGUAUAGCAACAACAUCCGCUGGACUUUCCACCCGGGAGCUCUCACCAAAGUGAACACCUUUGGAGUUGGCGAACUGGUUAAAGUACUGGAUGAGCUGGAAAAUGUGAAGAGACUUCAGGCUGGCCAUGGAGAGUGGACAGACAGCAUGACUCCUGUGCUUGGCCAGGUGGGAAAGGUGCUGAAAGUUUACGCUGACGGUGACCUGCGGGUGGCGUUUGGAGGUCAGACGUGGACGUUCAACCCGGCGUGCCUUACAGCCCAGCCUGCAGAGGUUGAUGCCAACCUCAUGACGGCCGAGAACCCCAAUGAAUCUGGAAGUACUGUCAUCUCCGUGCUGGAGAAGCUGCUGUCUCAGUCCACGGAGCAGGACAACCCCGGCCGGCUCGUCAUCGAGGCAGCCCACGGGAGUGCCAGCAAAGUGCGGGAGUUGGUGCAGAAGUAUCCCGACAAGGUGGAUAUCAAGAACCAAGGCAAGACGGCUCUGCAGGUCGCCGCCCACCAAGGCCACACAGAGGUGGUGAAGACCCUGCUGCAAGCCAACAGCUCCGUCGAGGUCAAAGAUGAAGAUGGAGACACAGCUUUACACUACACUGCCUUCGGUAACCAGGCGGAGAUUGCGCGGCUGCUGCUGAGCAAAGGGGCGAAUGUCAACGUGCUGAACAACUCCAUGUGCACAGCGCUCCACAUCGCUGUCAACAAGGGCUUCACUGACGUGGUGCGAGUGCUGACUGAACAUGCGGCUGACGUCAAUCUCCAGGAUUCAUACGGGGACACGCCGCUCCAUGAUGCCAUUGCUAAGGAUUUCCGCAGCAUCAUUGAGAUCCUGGUCGUAGUGCCCAACAUUGACUUCACCCAGCAGAACCACAGAGGCUUCAACCUGCUUCACCACGCCGCCCUCAAAGGAAACAAACUGUAAGUAUACCAAGAUUAAACUUUGAAAUC
Gambusia affinis (western mosquitofish) is the source of this 2504-nucleotide messenger RNA. RefSeq names its product MIB E3 ubiquitin protein ligase 2 (gene mib2). The record is from RefSeq and is a predicted model, not a curated record. Gene Ontology annotation, molecular function: zinc ion binding; ubiquitin-protein transferase activity; protein binding. The coding region runs from base 481 to 2478 and encodes 665 amino acids. Gene Ontology annotation, cellular component: cytoplasm. Gene Ontology annotation, biological process: protein ubiquitination. The transcript has 13 exons. Lineage: Eukaryota; Metazoa; Chordata; Actinopteri; Cyprinodontiformes; Poeciliidae.